UUCAACCAAUUUGAUUUUGGGACGUUGACUUAUCUAAUGAGGGUUCAGAAGUUUAGUCGGUUUAAUUGGAGUUAAUGUAUGCCAUGUGUAUAAUGUCUGGGUGACUGAAUAUCAAGCAUGAUACUCUGCCAGAGUAUCAAAUGACUCCCCUGUGUUGAAGCCUUGAAGGCUGGGUGCAACAGAUCGCGCCUCUUCAAGCAUCCAAAGAGGAAAUACAACCAAACGAAAUCAGAUCAUAGAGAAGAAAGAUGGAGAAAAUCCAAAUUGCUGGGAUUUUCAUUUUCAUUGCAGAAAUUAUAAGAGAAUAUUGUAGUUCUUCCCAAGAAAAUCCGAUAUCGGUAUUAAAAAACACUUGAUUUCUGUAGAUCACCAUGGCAUUAUAUUUCUUCUCCUCUUUCUUACUAUGGAUUUUGCUUCUUCCCCUCUCCACAUCCCAAAACACCACUCAAGAGUGCCCACAGAAAUGCGGCACUGUCGAAAUACACUACCCUUUCGGUAUAGGCAACGGUUGUUUCCAUUCGGGUUUCGAAGUUUCUUGCAACCUCCAGAGUCAGACUCCAAUGCCAUUCCUUGCCAAGACCCAUCUUCAAGUCUUGAGUGUCUACAAUGGUGGGUUACGCGCUAACUCAACCCAUUACAUGGCCACAGAUUGUGCCAAUCAAAACCGUACACUCACCCAUGUCUCAUUACCAGAAGAUGGUCCUUUCAGCAUAUCCGAUGACAACAGCUUUAUGGCAGUUGGCUGCGAUACAGUUGCGGUGAUCGCUGACAAUGACAUGUUUGCGAGUGGGUGUGUGUCGCUUUGCUCCACACGGAACAGCGUCACAAACGGCUCUUGCUCGGGUGUGGGAUGCUGUGAAUUGGCUAUUCCAAAGGGGACUAGAUAUCUUGGCCUAGGCUCGAGUAACAUGUUUGGCUACACGAAGGUUUCGAGUUUUAAUAACUGUAGUUAUGCUUUUGUGGUGGAAAGAAGAAACUUCAUUUUCAUGGAACCAGAUCUAAGGGACUUUCUAAGGACUGCAGAUAUUGCUAUGAAAUUGGAAUGGGCUAUCGGUGACGCUAACUGUUCGAAUACAAGUUUAAACAUAUGUGGCAAAAAUAGUUUCUGUUUUGAGUCAAUUUUAGGUUUUGGGUAUCUCUGCAAUUGCUCGGAUGGGUAUGCUGGGAAUCCCUACCUAAAUGGAUCAAAGGGUUGCCAAGGUAUGUGAAAUUUUCUGCAUCGUUGUUUUCUUUUUCUGUUUUCUCACAAGUAAUCACUUAAUUCUAUUGAUGAAGAUAACAACUUGGAUGUGUUUGGAUGCUCAAUUGAACUGAACUGGAAUAAAUUCAGUUUAUUAUAAAGGAAUUAUUAGAGUAGCAUGGCUCGACUGCAUGACACGAUUUUAAUUUAA
Molecule: messenger RNA, 1391 nt
Organism: Magnolia sinica
Lineage: Eukaryota; Viridiplantae; Streptophyta; Magnoliopsida; Magnoliales; Magnoliaceae
Product: wall-associated receptor kinase 2-like
Exons: 1
Coding region: 372-1208 (278 amino acids)
Molecular function (GO): polysaccharide binding
Source: RefSeq, a predicted model, not a curated record